This is a messenger RNA of Scatophagus argus, 1737 nucleotides long. RefSeq names its product nudix (nucleoside diphosphate linked moiety X)-type motif 12 (gene nudt12). NCBI's taxonomy places the organism in Eukaryota, Metazoa, Chordata, Actinopteri, Scatophagidae. Gene Ontology annotation, biological process: NADP+ catabolic process; NAD+ catabolic process. Gene Ontology annotation, cellular component: cytosol. The coding region runs from base 168 to 1553 and encodes 461 amino acids. The transcript is spliced from 8 exons. The record is from RefSeq and is a predicted model, not a curated record. Gene Ontology annotation, molecular function: protein binding; metal ion binding; NADH pyrophosphatase activity.
UAUAAGUAUCGGAAAUAAGGUACCUUAAUGAUCACGUGAAGCCAACAUUGUUGUGUUCGGGUUCGCUUUUCCUCUUGAAUGCAGCUCACCACCUUUUAUCAACACAACAGAAGAGCUGCUUCCCUGACAGAAGAAAAACGGCUCGGAGCUGAAAGCAAGCAGCCAGAAUGACCAGUCUUCAGCUGAGUGCAAAGGAGGAGAUGGUGGAGAGGUUUCUGGAUGCUGCAGCCAGAGGAGACCUGACCCAGGUGUCCACGCUGUUAUCCCAAGUGCCCUCACUCAUCAACCAGAAGGGAUACAGCGGCUGGACAGCAGUGAUGCUCGCCGCUCGCAAUGGACACUACGAUGUGGUGGAGGCACUGCUGUCACAUGGCUGUGACAAGUUCUCAGUGAACAGCUCGUCACAGACCGCCUACGAUAUCGCCAAGUUCUGGGGUCACAAACACAUCGCCAACCUGCUGGACCGGACCAGCGACAGCUGUCAGCGAGUCCUGCCAGGCUCUGACCUCAGCCAGCAGGAGAACUACUUCAGCAGAGAGCCUCUGGACCGGCUGAGUGGGAAGAGAACUGACAAGGUUUGGUUAGAGGCCAAACAGAGUGAGCCAGGUACAGUCUACCUCCUGUUCUCUGACCUCAGCCCCAUGGUCAGCAGUUCCCAGGAGGAUGACAGUGCAGAGGUUGAGACCAGGCUGUGUCGGUUCAGAUAUGAGGCAGUCAAAGACCUUCUUCAGAAACCUGCAACUCUACUUAUCUUCCUUGGAGAGGAGAAGAGGAAUAAGCCCUCCCCUUCCCCCACCUCGUGCUCUCAGACAGAGGAGGGUGUCAAGGAGCCUCCUGCUUGGUUUGCCAUCGGCUCAGACGAAGAUGCUGCUGAACUUCUUAAACGUUGCAGAGAAAAGAACUGCUCCUUCCCAAAGUCACCCAACAGAGACCUGCUGAAAUUCACUGAGGAAGAGGCCGGAGUUGUGGCUCAGGCUCGAUCGGUGUUGGCCUGGCACAGCCGCUACAGCUUCUGUGCAACGUGUGGCAGCAGCACCAAGCUGGAGGAGGGAGGAUACAAGAGGAGCUGCCUGAACUCCAAAUGCAGGAGCCUGAAGGGGGUUCACAAUACCUGCUAUCCACGAGUCGACCCAGUGGUCAUCAUGCUGGUGAUCCACCCUGAUGGAAACCAGUGUUUACUGGGAAGGAAGAAGGUCUUUCCAGCUGGGAUGUUCUCCUGUCUGGCUGGAUUCAUAGAGCCUGGAGAGACGAUGGAAGAUGCAGUGAGGAGGGAGGUGGAGGAGGAGAGUGGUGUGAAGGUUGGAUCGGUUCAGUACGUCUCCUGUCAGCCCUGGCCAAUGCCCUCCAACCUCAUGAUUGGCUGCCUGGCUGUCGCCAUAUCAACUGACAUCAAAGUGGAUGAGAACGAGAUUGAGGAAGCUCGGUGGUUCCCACGACAACAGGUGAUUGAGGCCUUGUUCAUGGGAGCCCGCCCAGCCUUCACUGUCCCACCCAGACAGACCAUCUCCCACCAGCUCAUCAGACACUGGAUCGGCAUGAGCUCUAACCUCUAACCUUCAGCACUUGACCUCCAGCAAGUUUAGGCAGACCUGCAGAUGGUCACAUAGCUUUAAAUAACCAGCAACUGUCUAAACUGACUCCAAAUCAUCUGAAUGCUCACUGUAUGUGGAAUGAUACAGCGUUUGUAACACCUACAAUUAAAAGCAAAGACAGAACUGUACAAAAUGGGAGAGAUGA